AUGAACGACACAACUGGCAUCACCAUUGCCGCUGCCCGACUUGUUGGAAUAACAGACGAAGCAAUACGAUUCUUUCAGCAACUUGAUAGAAAUACCAACUCUGUCUCGAAACGGGUACAGCAGCUUGAGAGCUUUUCAAGAUUAGCGAAGGAGGUUGAGCUGAAACCUUCAGCUGAUGACCACAACGACCAAGGACAACUCGGUCUGACAAAAAAGAUAUUAAUUUACUGUUACAAACUCAUCAGCAGAAUUCUCUCUCGACUUGAAUGGGUUGAUAAUGGUGGUAGACACACUUCUACUCAGCAAGGACUACUUGGGGUCUAUGCUGAGCUGAAUAAUCGCGAGGUCAAGGCUCUAUUUGAGGAUCUGCAUAGAGAGCAACUAUGCCUCGUAGCUUUUCGAACUUCAAGGUUUAGACCACUCUCUUGGGCUUCAGAGUCUGAUGGUCGUUCUUUGGAAUAUUCUCAUACUUUCAAAGAUCGCGAGAAAGAGUUCUUGAGCCUUUUAUUCGUCACAGAUCCCAGGGAAGACCGUGCAUCCCUUGUAUCAUCAAAAGGGCCAAUAGUCAAAGAAACAUGUACGUGGAUUACUGAAGAAUCCGCAUACAGGUCAUGGCUCUCAGGCUCCGGUGACUCCAGGGGCCUUUAUAUCCAGGGCGGCGAAGGUCACGGCAAGACUAUGUUGGCGAUUUACCUAACUGAGCAACUGGAAAAACUCGCUGCUUGUAUGUCAACUGACACAGUCUUAUACUUCUUUUGCAACCACGGAAAUAUCAACGCCAACUCUGCCGCGGCUGUCCUUCGUGGUUUUAUCUGGCAGCUUUGCAGAUUACGUCUAGAACUUUUAGAUCACGGGAUCAAGAGGACUGUAUCGGCCGACAAAGGGAACAUUGCGUUAGCGACCAACUCUGUCGAAACUCUUUGGAAAAUAUUUACGGCCAUGGUCCAGGAUCCCAACGCAGGAAAUGUUACAUGUGUUGUUGAUGGGCUUGACGAAAGUGAUGAGCUAUCGAUCAAAUCACUGGAGGAGAGGUUCAUGGAGCUGCUAUCUUCAGAAAAUGAAGGUCGUCGAAAGUUCCGGAUCCUUCUGACUAGUCGCCAUCCAUGCCAGCAGGACAAUCUUCCUACUGGGUUUUCAGUAAUCUGCCUAGACUCAGAUGCACACAAGUACAACGCUCAAGAUGUACAUCGUUUGAUCAAUCAUCGUGUUUCGAAUAUCGCACAUUAUCAUGGCUGGUCUCAAGACUUUCAAGAACAGAUGAACAAGAGCCUCACAAAAAAGGCUGGGAGCUCGUUCCUCUGGGCGAGCUUAGCGGUUUCUGGACUCAAAGGGCAAGACGAAGGCACUGCAGCACAGUAUCUUGAAGAUCUUGCUGGAGACAUUGACGCCGUCUAUGAAAGAUCUCUGCCGGCCAUUCCGCUAGAAUUUCGCCAAAAAGCACGAUCACUCUUGACCUGGGUAGCCUUGGCAUAUCAUCCGCUGAGACUUGAGGAAUUAAGCACUCUCACCAGCGAUGAAUUUUCAACGCCAGAUACUGCUUUGAUAAACACGAAAGCUUGUUUAAGUUAUUGCGGGACUCUUAUGACCAAGACCGAGAUAAGAAGACUUGGCUCUGGAUAUGAAACCAUAGAAACCGUUCAGUUCUCCCACCGAUCAGCAAAAGAUUAUUUGCUGCAACCUUAUGUUCUUCGAACCCCAAGCGACACAGAUUCUGACUUUGGCUUCUUUCAAAUCAUCCCAGAUAACAGCCAUGAGAUUCUCGCUUCUCGCUGUUUGGAAAUUAUGGAGGAAGGGCUUAAAGUCGAGGCUGAAAGGAAGACCUGUGUGGAGUAUGCUCAUGUUUUACCGUAUGCCGCAAGAUUUUGGUUCAGACACCUCCGAGAAUGCCCCGAAAAACUUUGCAGUGAGACCUUGGCAAAAAGAGCGUUGACUUUCCUAAGUCGAAAGCAUGAAAAUCGAAGACUCUGGUUCUCCUAUCUCUCCAAACUGAGACACAGGCGGGGAGAUAUAUCGACCAUUCUCUCGACAGCAUCCGAGCAUCAUGACACGAUUGGGGGGCUUGAAGAGAUCAAUGACUGUGAUGUUGUAUUCUUCGAACACCCAAAAGGUACGACUUCCGCAACUCAGCUCCAAGCACUCCAAUUAGCAUGUCUGCUUGGUAUUACUGCCAUAGUUAGGAAGAUUGUUGCUAGCACAAGUUUUCUCUCCUCUACAGGGCAAGCCAGCAUCCUCUCGCUUCACAGUUUUUCUCGAACAAGACCAAGGAGUGAGGAUCGAUUGAUCAAGGUCCAAAGAGGUGGAACACUACAACUAAGCACAGCGGAGAUCGUGGCUAUGACGCCCAUUGAACUUGCAAUCCUCGGCGGCCACCAAAAGGUUACUUCGCUAUUGCUCGACCGCUAUCCCCGACGCAGUGUAUGGCAGGAUUCAUCAUUUGCUUUGGCUACUGCUAUUAGUCGCUGCGAUGAAUAUCUGGUCAGGCUACUGGUAGAGGCUGGUGCCCCAAGGAUCAAAGCCUCUCGGCAGCUAGAAGGACCCAUCUGCACUGCUGUGACCAACCGAAGGCUUGAUGUAGUCAAGUUUCUUUGUUGCUCUGAAGUCAAGAUCUGGGCGCAACCUGAUUCCAAGUUAGAGGAAGUGACACAAGCCUUACUGUGUCUCUCCAGUGAUGCCGAUUCAAGCUCACUCGAGGAGAUGCUCUUCAUCAAGUAUGCAAAAGUUUUACUUUGCGAGGGUGCAUCUCCAGAUGGCCCCAACCUGUAUCGAGAAAACCGUGGCUUCAGAUACUGGAAACGGGCUAUUAUGGAAUAUUUACACAGACAUGGCAUCACCCUACAGAAUUUGGGACCAUAUCCCAAUAGAGAUACCCCUCUUAUGGUAUUCGUCUCUUCAAUAGAUAGAAGCAGCUCACUGACUGACCCAAUAGAGGCUGUUCAGUUCCUCUUGGACUCUGGAGCAUCUAUCAACCAAACAGAUCUGAAAGGCUGGACUGCAUUGCAUCACGUUGCCAACAAAAUUGCUCUGGGUAGAGCGAAAAAGAGUUACGAAACUACAGAUGACGCAGAAGAGUAUCAGCUUUACAAAAUCGCGAAUCUUCUUAUAGCAGCUGGUAUUGAUCAAGAGUUGGAGGACAGAGAGAAGCGCAGAGCCGCUGAUAUCCUGGCCGUGGUGGGAGCCCCAAUCUGGAACAGAAAUAUUUCGGAGUAUGAAUCGUUUCUAAGGAGGGAACCACUAAAUAGAAUGGCACUUACAUAG
Molecule: messenger RNA, 3255 nt
Organism: Fusarium proliferatum ET1
Lineage: Eukaryota; Fungi; Ascomycota; Sordariomycetes; Hypocreales; Nectriaceae
Exons: 2
Coding region: 1-3255 (1084 amino acids)
Molecular function (GO): protein binding
Source: RefSeq, a predicted model, not a curated record